GGUCGCCGCCGGCACUGUAAGGCCGGCCGCGAGCCUGGCCCCGAGCGCCGCCGCCGCCGCCGGAGCCUCCGGACCAGAUUAUCUUAGGAAGAAAACCAACUGUUAAAAAAAAAAAUGAAGUUCCUCAUCUUCACAAUUGUUGGCGUUGUUCACCUCGUGUCCCUGGGCUUUGGGAGAGUUAUUCACAAGAAUGACAUCCCUCAGAGGACUUUUCAAGAAAUAAAAGAAGAAAUAGCCAGCUACAAAGAUGUUGCUAAAGCAAUCAUCAAUCUUGCUGUUUACGGUCAAUCCCAGAACAGAUCCUAUGAGCGACUGGCACUUCUGGUGGAUGCUGUUGGACCCAGACUGAGUGGCUCCAAGAACCUCGAAAAAGCCAUCCAAAUCAUGUACAAAAACCUUCAGGAAAAUGGGCUGGAUAAUGUCCACCUGGAACCAGUCAAAAUACCCCAUUGGGAAAGGGGAGAAGAAUCUGCUAUGAUGCUGGCACCACGAAUGCACAAGAUGGCUAUUUUGGGUCUCGGCAGCAGCAUUGGGACCCCCCCAGAAGGCAUUACAGCAGAAGUUCUGGUGGUGACCUCUUUUGAAGAACUGCAGAAAAGGGCCCCAGAAGCAAGAGGGAAGAUUGUAGUUUAUAACCAACCCUAUGUCAACUACCCUAUGACAGUACAGUAUCGUGUCCGGGGUGCUGUGGAAGCUGCUAAGGUUGGGGCUUUGGCAUCCCUCAUUCGAUCAGUGGCUUCCUUCUCCAUCUACAGUCCUCACACAGGUAUUCAGGAAUACCAGGAUGGGGUGCCCAAGAUCCCAACAGCCUGUAUUACAGUGGAAGAUGCAGAAAUGAUGUCAAGACUAGCUUCUCGAGGGGUCAGAAUUGUCAUUCAGCUAAAGAUGGGUGCAAAGACCUACUGUGAUACUGAGUCCUUCAACACUGUAGCUGAGAUCACUGGGAGCAAGUUUCCAGAGCAGGUUGUACUGGUCAGUGGACAUCUGGACAGCUGGGAUGUUGGGCAGGGCGCCAUGGAUGAUGGUGGUGGAGCCUUUAUAUCCUGGGAAGCACUCUCACUUAUUAAAGAUCUCGGGCUGCGUCCAAAGAGGACUCUGCGCCUGGUGCUCUGGACUGCAGAGGAACAAGGCGGAAUUGGUGCUUCCCAGUAUUAUCAGUUACACAAGGUAAAUAUUUCCAACUACAGUCUUGUGAUGGAGUCUGACUCAGGAACUUUUUUACCCACUGGGCUGCAAUUCACUGGCAGUGAAAAAGCCAGAGCCAUUAUGGAGGAGGUCAUGAGCCUGCUGCAGCCCCUCAACAUCACCCAGGUCUUCAGUGGUGGAGAAGGUGCAGACAUUAACUUUUGGAUUCAAAAUGGAGUACCUGGAGCCAGUCUACAAGAUGACUUAUACAAAUACUUCGCCUUCCAUCACUCCCACGGAGACACCAUGACUGUCAUGGAUCCAAAGCAGAUGAAUGUUGCUGCUGCCGUUUGGGCAGUUGUCUCCUAUGUCGUUGCAGACUUGGAAGAAAUGCUGCCCAGGAGCUAGCAAGAGCGAGGAAGGAGGCACUUUCAUGCGCGCUAGCCAAAAAUCCUGGCUCGGCAGCUUCGGGAAACCACUUUUCACCUAACAGCUUCCUCUGAUUCAUCUUCAAAGCACAACCCUUCAUAUCAUAUCUUCCAUUAUUGUCUUUCUUGAUACUUUUUAAACUCUCUAUUUCUAGAAUGAGUAAUGAUCUUACCUCCAGAUAGAAUCAACAUACAGUAGGGGUCACAGUGGGGACAUUUCUUUAUACUGCUGUUUGAAAAUAGUGUUUCUACUUUGAAAAUAAACACUGAAUAAAUAUUUGA
Messenger RNA from Lepus europaeus (European hare), 1835 nucleotides. It is a transcript of the gene CPQ, whose product is annotated as carboxypeptidase Q. The transcript has 8 exons. NCBI's taxonomy places the organism in Eukaryota, Metazoa, Chordata, Mammalia, Lagomorpha, Leporidae. Gene Ontology annotation, molecular function: metallodipeptidase activity. The record is from RefSeq and is a predicted model, not a curated record. The coding region runs from base 115 to 1533 and encodes 472 amino acids. Gene Ontology annotation, biological process: thyroid hormone generation; proteolysis; peptide catabolic process.